This is a messenger RNA of Penicillium macrosclerotiorum, 1182 nucleotides long. RefSeq names its product glycoside hydrolase family 16 protein. Gene Ontology annotation, molecular function: hydrolase activity, hydrolyzing O-glycosyl compounds. Gene Ontology annotation, biological process: carbohydrate metabolic process. The record is from RefSeq and is a predicted model, not a curated record. The transcript is spliced from 3 exons. Lineage: Eukaryota; Fungi; Ascomycota; Eurotiomycetes; Eurotiales; Aspergillaceae. The coding region runs from base 1 to 1182 and encodes 393 amino acids.
AUGCGUAGCAAUCGCAUUGUUUAUUUGGCGUCAGCAAGUUUGCUGUCAGAGCUGAUCUGGCCAGUCGCGGCCGACUGUGAAUGUGGUUAUUCCGUCAAUUCCACAUCCGCCACCGAACACGAGGUUUUUACUGAUCUGAUUGAAUCGGACUUCCUUACAAUCCAGGAUAUCGCAAGCGAUACGGACUGGGAGAUCCAAAGGUACUGGACCUCGUAUGAUCCCAGUUCGGGGUAUUACGGCGAGAACUUUACCGCUGCCAACGUGGUAUCCAAUCCGCUCAAGUAUAACUACUCGCUGGACGAGCCGCGAGAGAGCCAGCGCGGCGGCACAGCCGGUCUCCAACUUUGGGUACGCGGCGACAUUCAGUCCAACGGGCGGGUCCCCUGUGGCCAGGUCAAAACGACUCGCGAUGAUAUCCAAUAUGGCUCUUUUCGCACCGCGAUGAAAUUGACUCCCGUGAAUGGCACCUGCAGUGCUUUUUUCUCGUAUUACAACGACACUCAAGAGAUCGACAUCGAGCUGCUUUCUCGGCAGUACACUAACUACACUCUCUCCGGGUCGGACGACCCGUCCUCCCCAAUCAACCUUGUCUUCCACUCCAUUCAAUCCAUCAUCGACGGCUAUCAGUUACCAAACACAUCCACAUACGGCCGUCCUGUCCUCCCUGUCGCGCUCACCGAUGAGUUUCACGAAUACCGCUUCGACUGGAUGCCCAAUCGGGUUUCGUUCUACUUCGACGGUAAAUGGCUCUGGGACCUCAUAACCGACGUCCCGUCCUGGCGCACGGCGAUCCUCUUCAGCCACUGGAGUAACGGCGCGUCUGGAUGGACCCAAGGCCCUCCGUCCGAAGACGCUGUCAUGACAAUCAGCUACUUCAAAGCCUAUUUCAACAGCAGCGAUGCCCAGCGCACGUCUGACUACAACACGCGCUGCAAGGAUCCUUCAGCCGCGAACGCCAUCUGCGUGAUUCCCGACCAGAAGGGUGCCCCGGGGGCCGCCGCCGCGCGGAACGGGUCAGCCUCGACGUUUUUCUUCUCACAACAGACGAACAUGACGGCUAACCAGACCGUAUACACCGGGGAAACCAGCGGCGGCAGCCGGGCAUACGCACAAGUGGCUUAUUUUCCGUCGUGGGUGCUGGCCGUUGGAGUCCUUUUCCUUUUCGUUCAAUGGAUUGCUUGA